AACUGGUGACAAUGCGGCUUUAACAAGUGUCUUUUUUAUGCUCUUAGGAGAGGGUCUCUUGUCAUAAGCUGGUCAAUGAGAUUUGAAGCCAAGCACAACUACUUCAAGAAGCUAUCCUUGAAAGUGAACAACUUCAGGAAUAUGACCUACUCUCUUGUUAAACGCCACCAACUUCUACAGAGUUACUUACUUCAUACCAUUGCUGGCCAGUUUCUUAAAAUGCAUCUUGAAGUUGGGCCAGGUAGGAAAGUCACUAUUGAACAAGAGGAGCUCUUUGCCCUACUUCAUGAAAUUGACGAAGAGAUCACUAAGGAAAGUACAGUUGUAUGCACUUCAUGGAACAAAGUGUACAAGAAAGGCAAUGUCCUUGUGCUAUCGCUUUAGCAUGGCAGUCCUGCUUUUGGAAAGGUCACCAAUGUCUGCCUGGUUGAUGGCCGUAAAGUCGUAUUUACUUGCGAUGUCUAAAUACUAUCGAAAUCAAUUCGAGUUUAUUCGAGUGUUGAGAUAGUGUGGUACAAAGCCUGCAUGUCUUAGUAAUUCGGUUUCAAGAAUUGUUCUUAAUUUAUGCAAUUUCACAAAUUUGUGACUAAUUCACCGAAGUCUAGCUCCGCGAAUCUAAGCGUGAUUUCAUUAGUUUAAGAUAAUAACAAACCUUUUACAUCAUGAAAUUCCAGAUUCUAUAAUUCACAAAUGUAAUACUCCGUCCAUGGCUCUUUUUCCUGAUUUAUUCGCAUAUCCCAGAGAUUCAAAAGUUUAGAAACACAACAUAAAAUAGCCGAAUUGCUAAAUGAACUCCUAAAUGAUACCUUACAAUAGCAUACUGACAUAAACAUCCUCCGAAGGUAAAAAGGUAAAAAAAAUUCAACUUAUGUGUAAACAUUGUAAGCCGCUGGCUCCACCAGUCCUAGACAUGUGAUGGGAUGUGAUGCGCAUGCUUAGACAAAAAGUCACCCUGUUUCCUGAGAGUUACUUUCAAUCGAAAUCUAAGUAAUACACAAACAAAAAUCAAACUCAAGAACUUUAGAAAGCCUGUGCAAAGGUUGUAGGUCUGAUUAUAGGUAAAUCAGAUUAUUUACUCUACUGAUGAGAAUUAGGUAAAGUUAGUGUCAAGAGGUGUUUUAGAUUGUGUUUGUUCAAUGUGUAGCUAGUACUGUGCUGUUAGCUCACCUGGCAAUCAAAGCAAAUAAAAAGCUUUUACGAAGAAAA
Molecule: messenger RNA, 1206 nt
Organism: Nematostella vectensis (starlet sea anemone)
Lineage: Eukaryota; Metazoa; Cnidaria; Anthozoa; Actiniaria; Edwardsiidae
Exons: 3
Coding region: 76-384 (102 amino acids)
Source: RefSeq, a predicted model, not a curated record